AAGUCUGACAUUGACUUGACAAGGUAUGGAAUUUACAAUUCAAUUGAAACAAUUGUCAAUGAACCUUGCAUUCUUACAUGUCUCAGGAACUCUGGUCUUGUUACAGAUGAGAAGAUGAAGUAUCUUGAGUCAUGUGUGAAGACAAGGUACAUUCUCAGAGGUCAAUUGGCAAAAAUUGCACCGUUGGCAAAUGUCAAUAUCCGAGUCAACAUACCUACAGCUAAAGGUUCUUCACAUGACGACUAUGUUGUUGAGUUCAAUUUACCAUGGUUGAAGAUUGUAAUUGUCCACAACCAUUUCAUGUUGAACGAAAGUCUUACAAACCCAUUGUUCGGAAAAGGCAAGUGCAACAUUGUCAGAGCUGUAAACAUUCUUUUCGAGAAAGGUUUGUUGGAACCAAUUCCAGAUGACAAGCUGACAGAAACUUUUGUACCAAAAGACGAAACAAACUUUUCAUUGUUAGCAAGACCAAAAGUUGUUCCAGACAAAGUUCUAGUACAAAAGAAGUACACAGUUCCACAAGGAGUUGGUAUGUUCGGAUACCAACCUGAACCAGAAGAACUUCCAAUGAGGUUGCAAGAACUUCAAGAUGCUAUAAACAAACUUCCAUUGAGACAUCCAAUUGACGUCAAAUUGUAUUGGAGAGCAUCUGAGUUAGGUCAGAAGGUUUUAUAUGAAACAGGUUGCUUCGACGAUGUUUAUGAGAUAACAGGAGAAGUUUCUCAGAAGAUAAGAGACUCACUUGAAUUUCCACAAACUGGACCAAUUGGUUGCGACAAGUUCGACUCAGAUGAAAAGAUAUACUAUGUCGACCUUAACGCCGCAUACAUGAGGUUUGUCCAAUAUAUUCCGACUGGAAUUCCAAACGAAGAUGGUGAGUUCCCGGGAAGGAACUAUACAGUUGGAAAAGUUAUACAACAACUGUAUGAUAUUAGGAAAGCUUCAAACCCCAAACUUGCAAUGACACUCAAAUUGCUUAUGAAUUCGACAUGGGGAUAUUCCAUUAAGAAACCUCAAGAGAUGAAGAGUAAACAUUAUGAGAAGGUCGACAACUUUGUUGAAAGGUUUUCUCCUUUUGUUUUGAAGUACGAAUUCACUCAAGGUCAAAGUGGCUUAGUAACCACAUUAAAACCUAUUGUCGAACAUUGGUCUUACCCUCAGUUCGCAAAGGCAGUCCUUGACGAGUACAACAAAUUCUUCUCCGAAGUCAAAUCCAAAGUUGUGGUUUACUAUGAGAACAUUGACGCACUCAUGACGAACGAAGAAGGAUACAACAAACUCAUUGAAAUGGGUUUAGUCGGUGAAAAGAUGGGCUGUUUUAAGCUAGAUAAGGUAUUUUCCGAAGUUCAUGUAAUAUCGAAAAGGAAAUAUUGGGGUAUACUUGAAGACGGCACAGAAAUAAAACAUUGCAUGAAAUAA
This is a messenger RNA of Trichomonas vaginalis G3, 1419 nucleotides long. Its product is annotated as DNA/RNA polymerases family. Lineage: Eukaryota; Parabasalia; Trichomonadida; Trichomonadidae. The transcript has a single exon. The record is from RefSeq and is a predicted model, not a curated record. The annotation marks the transcript as partial.